AUGGUAGAAAAAAUUUUGGUGAGAAUACAGUUUGACGGUCUCGGUGGAGUGCUUUUAAACAUUCUAGAAUGCAACUGUGGUAGAGUUUGGCUAUCCUGCCUUUCAAAUUUGGCCGUGGAAAUGGGAGAUGUUCGAGAUCUAAGUUGGUCCUUCAAGGCAUACACAAUCCCUCGGAAAGAAAGAAGGCCUUCAGAAGAUUGUCAGUACGUUUUACCAGUGAACUCACGAGAAGCAAAAGAAAUUGAGCAAAGCGUCAAGCGGCUAACAUGGGACACCAACGACCUCAUCGAUCGAGCUGUUAGCAUCUCUUACAUAAAAAAGGUGGAAAAUCAAGGCUUAGAGCGAGAGUAUCACGAGAAAAGAGCGUCAAUGCGGGAUGAGGGAAGAUCACCCAAAGAGCUCACACAACAAUUAGCGUUUUGUGUUGAGAAAGAAGAUAGUCGUGUGAAGGAGAUUUGUCGGGUAGGUUUGGUUUGCGAUGGUGUGGAUCACUCCCUUGGCGAUGGACACAUGGGUGUGACCGUGUGGAGGUAUCCGGAUUUGUGUCUCAGAGCGUUCAGCUGGCCCACGUCUGGAACUGCGUACCUAGUGGUAUUUAAGAUUGUAAAGGGCCGCGCGAAGUUCGUAUCGCCAAAGUUAUCGCUUGUAGGUGAUACAGUGGAACCAAGUCCGAACUAUGACUGCCACGUGUCAAGAAACACGACUUGUCCCUCCGUUACAGACUUGACCACACUCAUGCGAAGCACUCAGUAUUACCUCUAUGAAUACGAUGACGAAGGACUACCAUCAAGGCGCCCGCGACACUGCCUCCCGUUUGCCGUUAUCGCUCUUCAGAGAAGCGAAGACAUAAGCAGUCCAUUAAAACCACCUGUCUCUUUAGAGAAUUUAGCGAGUGCUGUUAAGGAUUCUAUAAUACCAAUUGAGGAUAUCUACACUCCGUUUUUUAAAGAGGAAGACGGCAUUCUAGCGUGGAGAGGCCUUGUUACAUGUAAAGACAAGAGACUUGGAUGCGUAUCACUGCUAGCAGGACAUAAAUUGGGAUUCAACUUUUGGAAAUCGUAUCUGGAUGUCUCCUCAAAAAUUCCUUUAAAACAGUUAGGUGCGUUGCUGCCAGGGGACGUGAGGAGCGCAUGGAAAUUGCCCCUUGAUUACAGGAACUAUGUGCUCAGUCUUUGCACGAUGAAGGUGGCAUCUAGACAACAAGAUGAAACAUUCACCAGCUUCACAAGACACCUGGCCAUUAAAGCCAAGGCGGCUGGCGUUUUGUGCAUUGAUCCUUUCACUACAAUGUUCCUCGUUCCAUCGGGAAAACUAGCUGUACGUCUUGGAUUUUGCGCAGUAGCAGAGCCACUUAGAAUGUUUUGCAUCGUGUGCCGUCGUCAAACAAAGUCUCCACCUUCAGUCUCUCAGCUCACUUCCCCGACAGUCAGCCGCUGCGCUUCGUCUUCACCAGGUACUCCUGUUGGGCCUGCUGUAUCCAUUUUAAGACCGGCAUCUUUAGAUUUUAAAGUGCGACACAGAUCAAAAAUUGUAGUAUCCUCGCCUGGCGAUAGUUCUAGACACUUGCAUCCUCGUCACAUCGCUAAACGGUCCUUGUCGUUUUCAUACAGUCCAGCUAAGCAUGGAAGAAAGAGCCUGCAAAGAACUAAAAGAACUUUGAGGAGUGCCAGUAUCUCUGGUACCGUCGCUUUUCAGGGAGACAUCACAAUGUUAUCAGACUUUUCUAACGAUAAUAUCAUGUCAACGAGUAAAGAAGAGAGUUUUAAUAAUCAAUCGUGUAUGCCAGAAGUAGAUUCAAAGGGAAAUGAAGCAAACGUCGUGGAAGGUUUACCAUCAUGUUCGAAUUUUACUACAUGUUCAACGAAAUCUCUGAAAGGGCGGACUUGUAAUAGUCUAGACGUAGAGCAUCUUGAGAGUAGUUCGGAGUUGCCAGCGGUCUCAUGUGUAUCCUUUGAUACCGCGAAAAGUUCCAAGCCUGAAUUACCUGCACUAGACCUUUCUCUUUUGAGGACUUUGAAAAGGUCUUGUAACGUUUCGACGAAUACUCAAAACAACAAUUUAGAAUCAGUACACCAGUCAAACGGUUCGACAGAGAGGCAAUCCUCAAAAAAGUUAUGGAACGUCGAGUACCGACUCCAAAAUGACUCUUUAGCCAGAAAAAGCCAGGAACAAUCUAAAACUGAGACUAUGAAAUACCAGGACGUUUUUACAAGUGAUUUACAAGUCGACUCAGAAUAUAAACGGCCCCACACACCAACAACAAGUACGAAUUUCUAUCCUUUUUGGCCUGAAUCACCGCUGGUGUUGUUUUCCGAUCGGGAAAGGAUUCCAUUUCUCUCUGAUACACCUGUGAAAACACUUCAAGCCGAGGAAGCCAUUUCGGAGAUUCCGAAAGAGGAUUUAAGUGUGAAUCUGCCAAAGCCAAGCGUUGAAUCAUUUGGAGCAGCCUUCGUAGUUCAGACGCGAAGAGAAAAUGCUGAUUCCACUUCAAUGAAUUCAGUGGGAAGGCCCUUCAUUACAUACGAAGGUGAAUGUCAUACCAAAUCGAACUUUUGUUUGGAGAAUUGGAACUUGAAUUCAUCAUUCUUGAAUGACAAAGCUAACUUGCACAGGUCGAGGGAAGCAGAAUCACGAGAAGGAUUCUUAAAACCCCAGAAAACAAUGCACAUUGAAACCGCAGGUUCCGGUAUUAUUGAAGCUUCCCCCGAGCUCGUCAACUUGGAAGGCGAGAACGACUUGAAGAAAAGAGAAACCCGUGUAGAAAUCCCGCACCCGCUCGAUGAUAAUCAAGUUAACCAGCCAAUGGAGGUAAAUCUUAUUUGCCCUUCUAACGAGGAGCCUAUGGAGAAUGCAUUUAAGGAGACAAAGAGUACAGAUAUCUUUAAGGUGCACAAUGUCCUUCAUACUAUCGAUGCAGAAGUACUUGAGUCUCCACAGUUAUCAUCUUACCAUUCAUCGCCAAGACAACCAGAGUACGUUAAGAAUGCUGCUAAUGAUAACUCACUGCCUAUUGAAAGCCUCAAAUUACAUGAUACUGUUAAAAAACUCGUGCCGAAAGCGUUUUCAAGCUCUCUGAAUCCGACUGCAGGAGCAGACUGCAUUUCAAAACUGAUUGUUACACCGACUUCAGAGAGACCGUCGUCUAUUAUCAUUGGUCCUAGGAGCCCUUGCAAAAACGUUACUGGAAAUGAGAAUGCUAAUACAACUGAGGAGCGGUGUUGUGUGUUUACCACUGACUUAGGACAGCUAUGUACCAGGGUAGCCUCCGAAAAUGGCACCAGGCAAAUUUCAACUGAAGUAUUAACUAAAGUUGUGGAUAAUUUCCAUGGUUUUGAUACUAAUCAAUUAGCGGCAAGAGGAAAUGAUAUUUGUUUAGAGGGAGAAAAUUGUUUUGAAAGUGGUAAUCCGGGGAGAUCUGGAAUAAUCAGAGAAGAACGUUUGGAGGAAGUAGUAGUAAAAAUUCCGAAAGAAAAUCCUGUAAAGAAAUUGUCAAGUAGGAAACGGCCAUACCUUCAUUUGCCACAACAACAUUCUGAAAACACUGUUAGCAAAAAUCUUGCACUGAACCCCGACACGCGGAUGAAAUCUUGUAAACUUUCCGCGAUCCAAGUCAAACAACAGCAAAAUUCAUUUACAGACACGCCAAACUAUCCUGAAUUUUACGAUUUGAGUGUUGCAAUAGAGAGAGGAGGUGAAUAUUCCUCGGUGUCUCCAUCUAAGUCUUCAGUUUUAACCUCGACCGGAAAAGGUCAUGAAGCGCCAAUUAAUGACGUAGGAGUGGUAGUAUUAAAAGGUACCUCCUGUAGUAGAGGAGAGUGUGAUGUUCAGCCCUCCAAAAUGGAUGAAAAGAGUGACUGCAAGCCAUUAGCUGUUAGCUGCGUGGCUGAAGAAAAGGUUGAAGAUUUUCAUGAAGACACGGAAGCACACCAAUUUGGUGUUAUUGAAACAUCUUUAGUUCACGAUUGGGGAUUACAAAGGGCUUCUAAAGGUCGGUCAAGUAAGUUAAGAAAGGACAGUUAUUCCUUGCAUUUUGAAGAAAAUAGAUCAGUGGAAGUUCGUGAUGUACAUUCUGAACUCGACAAACCGCAUGGCCACACUGAUAUCUGGUCAGUGAUUGAAAAUGAAUUUCCAGAACCAGUCACAGUCAUUUGUUCACCACCGAGUUCGGUAAAUACAUUCACAUUGAGAUUUCCAGGAAAAGUCGCUUCUGAGGGCGAUGUGGCUGAAGAAUUCGCCGACGAAAUUAUAACUACGAAAGAGGAAACUCUACUUUUGGAAAAAAGAUUACAAGGGGUGUUUGCUGAGCCGGUGGUCGUGAAUUGCUCCCAUGAUAAUUCGGGAUUAGUCGGGUCACCAGGCGCUAGAUGUCCAAACAAAACGGCCAGUUCAAAACGAAAUUUAACAUUGUCUGUUUCUGGAAAUGUAGAGGCUUUUGAGCAGGUGGUCUCCGUGGCCUCCGUUCCUCAAAAGUCAAAUGAGAAACUACAAACAAGUAAAUUACCAGAAAGUUAUGGAUUCGUUCUCGAAGGUUCUGAACUGUUUGUAGACUCGAGUCCUAGACAACCACGCUUUACAGAGACAGAGGAAUAUACAAUGCUUUGGCGAUCAAACAAAUGGUCAGAGACAGCAGCGUCUCAGAUUUUGAAAUCGUCAAAAGAAGGGGUCGCAAUCCAAUCAAAGAAAUCAGGGGUGCAUGAAAAUCAGGUAUCACGAAGACAGCCUGAUAACGAGUCAUCAGCAAGAGAAAACUGUCCUUUUAAGAACCUUCAUACGAAGUCAAGCUGUUUGAUGAAAGCCGUAGACAACAGUUCGUUGCAGACUGCUGGGGAUUGUUGGAACGAAGCAAAGGUUACGACUGCAACAGAAGCACAGCCAUCAAGGAAGCGAAGGCAGGAGGCACAGGGAGGAAGAGAAAUUGAAACUAAAAGUCGCCAACGAAAAUUGGUAUGUUUAGCUCAAUUGAAAGGGAAAGAGGAAGGAACUGAAGCCGCAAUAGAAAGAGUGAAAAUAUUUCAACUCCCAAGUGAACUUCCAUGUUCAAAUCGAGGGCAGGAAAAUGAGGAACAAACCCCAACGUGUGGAGAUCGAGUUAAAACAGAAAAUUGCCUAGAUAAAUUAAAAUGUUCAGCACGACCUCAGGGACACGACACACGUCAAGAAAAUGACGUAGCUUCUCUAAGAACAGUUAAUUGCAUGAGUAACCUGUAUUGCACGAGGGAAAGGCUCAGGAAAGAAAAACAAACUCAAGACUCCAUGGAGCGACUGCCACUCAAGCAAGCGCACAACAGUAGGACACACGCAACAAAUGCAGAAGAAAAAGUGGAUUUGAUACGUUCAGGCAAAGCAUGCGUAACAUUAGAACGUAAGGCCCGGAUGGAAGCAAAAAACACGGCACAAGAGGAGAAGAAGAAAUUUGUAACCUUUGCUCCAACUCCGAUCAAGAAAAGCCAAGGAAAAGAUUUGAUUAAGGAGAGGAGGGAACAGGGGUCAAGUUUAACCUGUUCGUCAGGUCACCCAUACGUGAAAGCGGAUAGGCAUCCUGAAAACUUAGAGGAUAAACUGCGACCAAGCAUGAAUGAGUCACCCAAGGCUAAAGAAGUCUUAGGGCAAGAACCAGUGGCCCCCAGCGGUAUACAAUCAGAAGCGUAUCCGAAAAACCCAAUUGCAAGUGACCUCAAGAAUUCAUCUUUGAGAGAUGACAAACACUUUAUAGCUACUUUGGAUGCAGUGAAAACAAGUGGGUUUGAUAGUCCAACAGAAGGGCGAAGCAGCAGCCAGACCGUACGCAGUGGAGAAAAAAGCGCCUCAGACCCCGCUGGAACAAAAGAAAUCGGUUUCAAGUGGGCUGACCGGAAUGCUUUUACGGCGAGGCAUCUAAAACAGGAUAAGAUCACCAACCCUAAAAAAUCAGUGAACGCUACCAUAAGUCAGCAGGACUUCUCGAAAAAGCUUGAAAAAAAUGUUCAAGUUGAUAUAAACAAGGAUCGUCGUUCUGAAAAAAGACGUGACAGAGAACCCCUUGGUGGGAUUAAGCCUUUGGGGGACAUCGACGAUGUUGAGAAAGAUGCGCACGCCUGUAACAGGACGAUAAGUGGGGAGAGGAAAAAUGAACAAUUGAAGUCGAGUUCGACACCGCUACUGAGUAACACUGGAAGGCGCCGGAAUUUUGAACCAAAAGCUCCCAAUAAUGUUUUUGUGCCGAUCUUCUCUGAUGACAAACGUCUUAUCGGACAUUACACUGAAAGUAGUCAUCGUGACCAUAAUCAAGGGUUGGAUACAAAUGACACCGUUUUGAGUCCUAACAAUCAAGCGUACGCUUAUCCCCGUUGGGUUGCACCAAUACGACCUGGACAUUCCUCUUUGCAACACAAUGAGACCAAAGGUCUGCCUCAAUUUAUUUCAAACGCUUCGAACCGGUACUCACAGAGAGGCAUUACAAAUCGGACCAGGUUUCAAUUAGUUUACCCCAGAUUUCCAAACUAUGGUAGACCUGUGUUUGUUCGUGGUAUGUGGCAGGCACGCCCUGUUCUUACAUUGCCCGGCCCCUGGCCGUCCCCAGGAAAUACCUAUCGAGUACCUAACACCCCUAUUCGUCCGAGAUGAGUAGGUUGUAGCGCCAGUUGCAAACGUGUCAAAAAAACAAAGAAAUAGGGUCAUAGUUUUAUACUAAGUUAAAAUAGAGAUUUCAAAAAAAAUUUUAUACACUAUUUGCACAAAGUCAAUUUCCAGUAGAGCGGUUAGGUCACACAAAUUUAAUGGCACGAUUGACAAAGUAACUGGUUCGAAUGUCCUAACGAAGGCAGGGGCAGUAUUGUUUCAAUUUUUUGUUGGUAAUUUUCGUGGUCGCUUUCUUUUGGAUUACACUUCUCAGUAUUCCUUUACCGUUGAGUACCAAAGAAAUCGAUGUAUAUUUCACCUACAGCUGUUGGAACUAUUCAAUGUACGUAUUUCAUUUUUACAAAUAAUUGACAUGGAGUGCAAGCUCAUCAUAAUGAACGUUUGGUUACCUUUACACACUUUCAUAGCUUUACACUUGUUGCGUUCUUAAAGGAAAAAUUUCGCGGGUGGCGGUUUUGUGGGCGUCGGUUGAAGGGUAUGAAGGCGAGGGAGCCGCGAACCGAGAGUUCUAGCCCUUGAAUUGCAGCAG
Molecule: messenger RNA, 7147 nt
Organism: Pocillopora damicornis (cauliflower coral)
Lineage: Eukaryota; Metazoa; Cnidaria; Anthozoa; Scleractinia; Pocilloporidae
Biological process (GO): negative regulation of gene expression, epigenetic
Cellular component (GO): nucleoplasm
Source: RefSeq, a predicted model, not a curated record